Molecule: messenger RNA, 1212 nt
Organism: Parathielavia appendiculata
Lineage: Eukaryota; Fungi; Ascomycota; Sordariomycetes; Sordariales; Chaetomiaceae
Product: Metallo-hydrolase/oxidoreductase
Exons: 3
Coding region: 1-1212 (403 amino acids)
Biological process (GO): N-acylphosphatidylethanolamine metabolic process; N-acylethanolamine metabolic process
Cellular component (GO): cytoplasm; membrane-bounded organelle
Molecular function (GO): zinc ion binding; N-acylphosphatidylethanolamine-specific phospholipase D activity
Source: RefSeq, a predicted model, not a curated record
AUGGCCGCCUACUCGAGCGUCGUCUCCAAACUGGAGGCCGCCGCGGAUAUCCCCGAGGAGGCACGUCUCGCUUCCCACCACGUCAAGGGCAGGGACGGGAAAACUGUCAAGUUCCGCAACCCGCACCCGUCCGCCGGCGGCCCGCCACCUUCCCCGCUGGCCAUGGGCCCCAAGAUAUUCUGGACCGUCAUAACAGGUGGCAUGCCCUGGCCCAACGUCUCGAACGUCAAGAUGCCCGUCGUCAAGCCCAACUUCCUGGCGGGGCGGACAGAAUCCACAGCGUUGCGCGCCACCUGGCUCGGCCACGCAUGCUAUUUCGUCGAGUUCCCCGGCGGGCUGCGCGUCCUGUUCGACCCCGUGUUUGAGGACCGCUGCGCCCCGACACAGUGGUUUGGCCCCAAGCGGUACACGCCGCCGCCGUGCCCGCUCUCGGAACUGCCCCCGGUCGACGCCGUGGUGAUCUCACACUCGCACUAUGACCACCUCUCGCACAGCAGCGUUCAGGAGCUCGCCAAGCGGAACCCGAAGGCGCAGUUUUUCGUCGGACUGGGGUUGGAGAAGUGGUUCCGGUCUUCCGGCAUCGCGAACGUGACCGAGCUCGACUGGUGGCAGGACGCAGACCUGGUCCUGCGGAAGGAGGCGGACGCGACGGCGGGGAAGCCGGGCCAUGCCGCCACGGAUGACAACGCCGGCGCGCCAGACACCAUCUCGGCGCGCAUCACCUGCCUGCCGUGCCAGCACUCGUCGGGCAGGACGGGCGCGGACCACGACACGACGCUGUGGGCGUCAUGGGCUGUCAAGUCGGGCGGCAAGUCGGUUUGGUUCGGUGGCGAUACGGGCUACCGUAGAGUCCCUAAGCUUCCGGUGGGCGUUGACGACUACGGGCCGGAAUACGACUCGCUGCCGCGGUGCCCGCAGUUCCGCCAGAUUGGCGAGCUGCGGGGCCCCUUCGACCUGGGCCUAAUCCCCAUCGGGGCGUACCACCCGCGGUGGCUCUUCAGCUACAUGCACGCCAACCCGUACGACGCUGUUGAGAUCUUCAAAGAGACGCGGUGCAAGCGCGCCAUGGGCAUCCACUGGGGGACAUGGGUUUUGACGAGCGAGGAUGUCGAGGAGCCUCCCAGGCUGUUGAAGGAAGCGCUGCGGACGAGCGGGAUCCCCGAGACAGGUGUCUUUGACGUCUGCGCUGUUGGUGAGACGCGCGCGUUUUGA